Molecule: messenger RNA, 1263 nt
Organism: Annulohypoxylon maeteangense
Lineage: Eukaryota; Fungi; Ascomycota; Sordariomycetes; Xylariales; Hypoxylaceae
Exons: 2
Coding region: 1-999 (332 amino acids)
Source: RefSeq, a predicted model, not a curated record
AUGAGUGCUAUCACAUCUGUCCUCGUCCGACGCACCGGACUCAACCGCGGUGGUAUUCGAGUAACUGCUAUUGCAUCGGCAUCCCAACGCCGAUCAACGUCCUGGAUCCCCUGGGAGCAGCCCAACCCAACCCUCUACAUGCAGCAGCCUAAUCAAGCACACCCCAAGGACCCUCUCACGGACACUGAAUCACCUCCCGAAGAAACUCUCACAGACACCCUUCCCACCAACAACGUCCGCAAAGUCGGCGAAGCGACCGUGGCCCCCGCAACCGCCACUGUCGGACCCGGAACCCAAGAAGUGUCCACGUCGGGCAAAACAGUCCCGUCCUCAAUCCAAGCAGGCAGCAUCCGGGUGCCCUCCACCCAAACCCGCACAAUGCACACUGCCAGCGGCAGCACUAGCAGCACUCCCACCAGCGCCCCCGCGCUCCUACACCUCCCCACAACCCUGCUCCGCAUCCCCGGUGUGCCCGCCACCUGGCCAGGCGAAACACCGCCUCACCCGGACCAGCCGCGCAUCCGCAAGCAACGGAUCACCGUGAUCCACGAAUUCGGCAGCUACCGCGCUCCAACCCUUCCCUCGCGCCCUGUCAUCUCCUCUCUUCCCCUCUCUACGCCGACAAAACAACCAACAGGAGAAGACCAAAACGAAGAGGUCGAAAAAGGAGACGACAAAGCCCUCCCAACCCUCCAAAUCCACCACACCAUCCCCCCCAUCGACUUCGACCCCCACCCAUCGCUAACCUUCGAGAAGGCCGUGGCGCGGUACAUGGACGGCGUGAAAGAGCGGGAGGAAGCGCUCGCGGCUGUGGAACUCCACUCCGAGGGGGGCGACUUGGAGAUAAGCCGGCGGGCGUUGGCGGAGGUGGAGAAGGCGCAGUGGGGGAACGUGGUUUUGGCUGCUUUGGGGAAUUUGCCGGUUUUGCCUGAGAAAGGUGAGGAAGAAAAAAGCAAGGACGAGAAGGAGGGGAAAGGUGAAGAUAAGGGACGGUCUUAGAGGUUAAGAAGGAGUAAAAUUGCCUGUGGCUAUGAUGAUGCGUUUCUGCUGGGUGUUAGGAUGGGUUACGGAAGGCGAAGGGGGUGGGAUUCGAUAGGAUCAGGUUAUUGCUUUGGGGUGUUUAGGUGCGUUGGUGAUACCCUCGUUCGGUUUGGUUUGCGGCAGGAUACGAAAAGUCAUAGGAGUUAGGUUAGGACGUCCUUGAUUUCUCUGCUUUGGCAGAUGGUGAGCAACUCUGAAUAUAUUGCGUUGCUAUAAAGAAUU